Messenger RNA from Temnothorax curvispinosus, 2260 nucleotides. RefSeq lists its product as uncharacterized. Bases 1346 to 1855 code for a protein of 169 amino acids. The transcript has 4 exons. NCBI's taxonomy places the organism in Eukaryota, Metazoa, Arthropoda, Insecta, Hymenoptera, Formicidae. The record is from RefSeq and is a predicted model, not a curated record.
CACAGUCAUUCCGCGACUUCAACAGACUGCGGUUGCGCUGCUCGUAUUUCUCUCCUCGUUGGAGACGGCAAGCUGUCACUCCAAAGUGCGGUUUGGUGAUAGAUCGGUAACAAUACGUAGUGGCACGUUUGCAAAUUCUACGUUUUGUUCAGGACGUUCUCCCAGUUUUUACGGAACGUUAUUGUGAACUCGUUUGCGUCUCGCACAGACGUCUCCUGGUGACACAGUGAUAUUCGACGUCCAGCAUUUCAUCCGGAUAUUUUUCACGGUGAACCUUCGAUUGUGCGUAAUGGAGAAACAGAGAAAUUUGUUGCAGCCACGUGACAUAUACAAUUGCAGGAUCGGCGCGCGAUCCUGAGUUACGAUCCGCGGAUUUCGAUUUACGCGUGAUUUGAUUUAGCGAUCGAGUUGAAACGCGCGCGUGAUUUUCGAACGUCGACGUUCGGGGAUUGAUCGUCCGCUCCUCGGUUAAUUGCUUUCCGAAAUUUCGCACACGUCGACGCGCGAUUUAAUGGGCAAAUCGCAUCGUUCGCGUUUGCGAGAUAUGAGAAUACUUUGCCGUGCGCGCGAAUUAUAAUCGGCGACGUCAUUCGCAAAUGCGAGUCACUUUGGAAGUGAAUUCCGGCGCCACUCCCGCUCGAUGACGGUGUUACAGCUCGGUGAGAGAGGUCUCGCGUCGUUUGCGCCGUGUUUCCUGGGACAAGGGAGUAGAAGGAGAAUUCCCGUUACGAUUUCGCCGGUCAUUUCCGCGACUCCCGUGCGCUAGAAGUGCAUUCGACAAUACAAAGGAGUCGUCGACGUCGCGCUCGAAGCGGCCGCGGCUCUCGAGAACGAGCUUUGUCGCUUCGGAUGAAAGUAAGACGAACAUCGUAAGAGGAUUUAGCUUUAUUGCUGCGGCGGAUCUUGAAGAAAGUGGAAGUUAACAGAAAGUGAGAGUCUUCUCGUCUCUUGAGAGAGAAAGAGAGAGGGGAGAUAAAGAAAGAGAACUGUAACCGGUUCACAGUGUCGGCCGCCUGGCCAAUUGCAUCGAUCGCGGGUCCAAGGAGAGGUAUUUGUUUGGACGAUCACGCGUAUAAGUAAUUGUGUUUCUUUGAGAAUUCAGGUUAAGGCGAACUUACCGCUCCCGCAGUCGCGAAGCAUGAUCGACUCUACUCGUUUACGUAAUAAUACGUGAUCGUUGAAAGCGGCGGAGUCAUCGCCGCGAAUCGACGUUUACGUAAUUCUCUACCUCUUUGGAUUCACAAUCAUCAUUUCAUCAGUCUUGUGUCUGAUGAGAUUGUCAAGGAAUUAACAACAAAUUAACGGAUUAUCUCUAGUCUUAACGCCUUACUGAAAAAAAAUCAACAUGGACACCAGUACGGUGCGUUUGGUGAUAUUUUUGGGGAUGUUUCUGGUUUUCGCUGGCGAUUAUAGCGCGUUCAUUGCUUCGAUUUUCGGUAACGCGACGGAGAGCAACAUAACUGAUGCUGUAAGAGAACCCGAAGCUCAGUUCAAAGGGCCCCAUGAAAAGAUACCCGUUGUCUCGAAAAUAGACGUCGAUAAGAAUAACGUUGCUUUACGCCGUGCGAAGAUGAUGGCGACAAUCAAAACUGCUUGCUUGCCGAAGCUAAUAUGCGAACUCACCAAAUCCGUUCACCAAGAGCAACUAAGUGAAAUGGAGCGAUCUCUUUUGAAUCUUAUAAGGGAUACAAGUCUGAGUACGAUGGCGGAAGUUCCGUCGAGGUACCACUUCGCGGCUCACAUGGGUCAACUGAUUUCCGGUAUAGAAGGUCAGGGCUGCCAUAACUUUUACCCGACGUGUCCGUUGCCGGGUAUCAGCGUUCUGAACAUGAUGAAGAAGGUUCGUCUACGCUGAUGAGUCGUAACCACUGUAACUGUCGGAGUUGACGAAUACUGAACCUGUGAUACUGCGGAUACUUUGUUUUUACUUGCGUUCGGAAGAUCAUUAACAUGAUAAGAAUUCAAUUCGCGCAGCGAUGAAUCGCGUUUUUGGCGAUGCAACAUGUAAAUGGUGUACAUAAGGUUUCGUGAUAAUAUAUCGCAAUUACUAUAAGGAAAAAAUGGCAAUGUUCUUCGGCGUUUGAAAUCUUAUUUAUACCGUAAAAUAAAAGUUUUUAGCUCGUAAAUUGAAAUCAUAAAUUGUUAACAUUAUAGAAAAGUAUCUGACCUAAUAUUGUUAACGUCUGAUUUCUUUAAUCCCAAAAAACUAUUUCGUCAGAUUUUACAAUCAGUUGGUAUGUAAAUAAUUUACUUUUUGUGA